This is a messenger RNA of Phyllotreta striolata, 1591 nucleotides long. NCBI's taxonomy places the organism in Eukaryota, Metazoa, Arthropoda, Insecta, Coleoptera, Chrysomelidae. The record is from the annotation of a GenBank genome assembly.
GGGAGAACAAGUAUCAAAAAUUUAUUAAAAAAAUGUUUCUUACAUUUCUAUGGAGCUUGGUUAUUGUAACUGCAAUAUCAGGUGAGAAAAUUAAUACAAAAAGAUUUCCAUCUGAUUUUUUAUUCGGAACUGCCACGGCUGCUUAUCAAAUAGAAGGCGCAUGGAAUGAGGAUGGCAAAGGCGUAAAUAUCUGGGACACGACAUGUCACGAAAAUCCUUCACCAAUAGCUAACAAUGCUACAGCAGACAUAGCUUGCGAUUCGUACCACAAAUACAAAGAAGACAUAGCUUUACUCAAAGACAUGGGCGUAGAUGUAUACCGCUUCUCUAUAUCUUGGUCCAGAAUACUUCCAUUAGGUUACGACAACGUAAAGAACCAGCUCGGAAUCGACUACUACAAAAACUUCAUCAGAGAAUUGAAACGCAACGGCAUCGAACCGUUGGUAACCAUCUACCAUUGGGACCUUCCCCAGCCGCUCCAGGACAUCGGCGGCUGGCCCAACGAGCUCAUCGUCGAGAGAUUCGCCGACUACGCCAGAGUGUGCUUCGAGGAAUUCGGCGACGAAGUCAAAUACUGGCUGACCUUCAACGAACCCAAGCAAACGUGCCAAGGCGGCUACGGGGGCGGCGGCAAGGCGCCCCUCAUCAUUGCCCCAGGCAUCGGCGAGUAUUUGUGUACGCAUAACGUGCUGAAAUCGCACGCCAAAGUUUGGCAUUUGUACGACGAGGUGUUUAGAAAAACUCAGAAAGGAAAAGUGGGAAUCACAAUCGACACAGCUUGGUUCGAACCUGACAGUAAAAAAGAUGAGGAUGUAGCAGCCGCUGAAAGAUGGCAGCAAUUUAAUUUCGGUUGGUAUGGUCACGCCAUAAUGCUAGGAGACUAUCCAAAAGAAAUGAAGUCAAACAUAGCCGAAAGAAGUCUGAAGCAGGGUUUCGAAAAAUCACGUUUGCCAGCUUUUACUCAACAAGAAAUUGAGUUUAUCAAUAACACCGUCGAUUUUUUGGGCGUAAAUUUCUACACGUCUGCCAUGGUGAGGAAUAAAAUCGACACGGAAAAGAAGGAGAUUUCUUGGGCUGCAGACGCCGAAAUCUACGCAUAUCAAAAACCAGAAUGGGAGGGAGCCGCUUCUUCGUGGUUGAAGGUCACGCCGUGGGGAUUGAGGAAACUUUUGAUCUGGCUAAAGAAUGAGUACGGAAAUGUUCCCAUAAUCAUCACUGAGAAUGGUUAUUCAGAAAAUGGAACCACUUUAGAAGAUGACCGAAGGAUUAAUUAUUACCAAACGCAUUUGAGUAAUCUCAGAGAUGCCAUGGAUGAUGGAGUAAACGUUUUUGGAUACACUGCUUGGAGUUUUAUGGACAAUUUUGAAUGGCUAGCUGGAUAUACGGAGAGAUUCGGGUUGUAUCAUGUUGAUUUUAGCACACCAAAUAGAACAAGAACGCCCAAGAAGUCAGUAAAUUAUUACCGAAAUGUUUGUAAAACCAAGUGCAUUGUUGAAAAAUCAAAGUGCACCGACUAAAGCCAAUUAAAUGUAUUAAUUACAGGCUAUAAAUAAAUCUUAUAACUAAAUAGAAAUGUUCGUGAUCAUUAAAG